GCCAGAGUCGCCGCGGGCUGCGACGCCACAAGCCGGACACGCGACCGGACCACGCUGUCGUGUCUGCCACUGACUCGGUAGGCCUCACCAGCGACGAGCUGACCGAGGGAAGGGAAGCGAGCAGACGAUGGCGGACACGGACAACGCGUACGACCAAGAGUUCCGGCGCCUGCGCAGGCUCACCAGCCGCUACGAAGUCCGGCAAAUAUCCUCUGAAUAUGGAUUAACAGAAGACCAAGUAGCAGAGUUUAAAGAGGCAUUCAUGCUGUUUGACAAGGAUGAAGAUGGCACCAUAACUAUGGCAGAACUGGGGGUUGUCAUGAGAUCACUAGGGCAAAGACCAACAGAGACAGAACUGCGUGAUAUGGUGAAUGAAGUGGACCAGGAUGGAAAUGGAACCAUUGAGUUUAAUGAAUUCCUGCAGAUGAUGUCAAAAAAGAUGAAGGGUGCAGAGGGCGAAGAUGAGCUCCGUGAAGCAUUCAAAGUGUUUGAUAAAAACAAUGAUGGUCUGAUCUCGAAUUCGGAGCUACGGCAUGUAAUGACAAACCUUGGAGAGAAGCUAUCUGAUGAAGAAGUUGAUGAUAUGAUUCGAGAGGCUGAUCUUGAUGGGGAUGGCAUGGUCAACUAUGAAGAAUUUGUAACUAUUCUGACAUCAAAGAAUUAGUCCAACUGCUCAGAAAGAUGUCAUGGAACUUGGACAGAAAGAACAGCAAGGCUCUCAGGAGGCACUGGAGUUUGUCCUGAAGUCACAUAUAUCUACCAGAAUUAUUAAGGAAUUAUGAUGCUAUGUUGUGUUUUAGUUGGGUAAUUCCCUUUUCUUAUGGAUAAGGGACUUAACAUUUUCAAGAGCUUCUGUGGUGGUUAUUGUACGACACCUUGUAUCAAUUAAUAUGAAUUGUAAAUGAAAUAAGUUUUUAACAAUACAUGAAAGUGUUUAUUAUGCUGCUAUAUUUUUUCUUACUGUGAGUGAUACCACACACAGAGCAAAGAAUAAGUUAUUAAACUACUAUGAUUUUAGAUUUUAUAACAAAAAAUAAUAGGCCAAACAAAGUUGUUUAACAGUGUUUUGUACAGUUAGUGCUGCAAAAUUUCAGGCAAUUUGACCAGGAUCAUUAUUAUUUUUAAUACAUGUAACUUAAGCUGCAAAAUAUACAUAAAAAUAAGAUACCAUUUUUAAAUAUGGUAACUGUAUGUUAAACACUGAGAAACAUGGAAAGUGCUGGUCACUACAAUACUGUGCUUGUGUUGGAGCCAGUGACAGUGUCACUCACCAUCUGUAAAAAUGUGGGGGCAACACAGUUAAAGGGAUGUGAAUGCCUCUUCUGAUUCCGUAUGGAAACUAGAGAUCAACACAGAUCUCGAAUGAGACUGAGUUAUCGCUCCUCAUCUGAAUCUCCAAUAGCACAUUUUACCAUUUCUCAUAGUUGGCAUGUGCCAAAGUUUGUUUGUGUAUUGUUAUUCCCUGAAUCAUUUAUUUAAUUAAUUUAUUAAACAUAUACCUCUUGAAAAUUUGAAACAAGAGCUCUGACAAAAAUAUGUUGUAAAUGUAUCAUUCUUAAGCAGUUAAAAGUAACUGAAUAGUUGUUGAUAGAUAGACAAUAACAUUGUUGAGGUUUUCUGUGGAUUUUGUUGAAAAUAUAAUGGAUGUACCAUUUUAUAGCUAUAUACAUAUGGCAUUUAGUUUCUAGUCUUUGGCUAUAUUUAUACAGUUGAAAACAGAGUUGAUUUACUUUAUAAUAUUGUACCCUGUUCCUUUAAGAUACAUGUCACUGUAUCCUGAGCAAUUGCUGAUGUGGAUUACAUUCUAUAUUUUAAGACAUUCUUACAGUCAUUUCUUUGCUCAAGGUAUCAUUAAUAUUUUCAGAUAAAUUGUGCAGGGAUAUUACGGGUUAAUUCAAAUUUUUAAUUGUUUAAAACCUUGUACCAUUAGCCAUUUAAUGUUUAUGUAUUAUACCAUCUUUAUGACACUUUUUAACCUCUGAAACCAAAAGAUAAUAUAAAUUUGGAAAUUAUCAACAGAUUUCUGCAAAUUCAUCUGAAAUCCAAUUUUAAGGGCUUUCUGAAAGGCAUUGUUAUGGAACACAGGGCAGGCAUUCCAGUAGUACACACACAGUUCUUGUACUUUGUUUAUGAUUAUUGUAUUAUAUAGCAUUUGAAAAUUUAUUAACGUAACCUUUCCUGAUGCUCACAAGCAGCAAUAAUUAAUUAUGAUUAGUUUUUAUGUGUUACAUAUAUCAGUUGUAAAUCACUCAUAAUUUACAUUCUUCUGAUUAUGAGUGGAAGAUCAUACUAUACUGGGUAUAACAUUUGAGCUUGGCAUUUCUAGAUGGUAAUUUAGAGGCAGAUCAAUAUGUUAGUGGCAACAGUUAGGGAGUAAUGUGUUCUUAAAUGUACAGUUAUAUUUACAGGAUGGAUCAGCAUGGUAACAUACACCCUUAGCACCCUUUUAAAGCUACCUGUAGAAAGAUGAUCUAAUUAAGAAAAUGUACCCAUCCAGCUUGUAUGCAACUUAAUACCCUAUCCCUCCAUAAUGCAAGAUAUUUAAGAUAUUUUUAAAUGUAUACUACAAAGUAGAAAAUGUGUGUAUGUUAAACGUAAAUUGUGUAAAAAUAUUGUGAUGCACUUCACUUCAGUCUUCAAAUAGUGUCCAAUUUCAGUUGUUAUUCUGUUCAUUCAAAAUCACUAUCCUUAAUCUGGUGGUCACAUGACUAACGUCUCCUUAUGAUUUUGAUGUAGUUGUCUUAUAGAAACAAGAUUGGUGUCCCUUCAUAAAUUCUGUUUCUAGUUUGAAUUUAGCUGUGGAACCAAUGAAUCUGUUAUUUGUUAGUGCAAUUGUGUUGUAGUCAAGUGUAGAUUGAUGUGAUAUGUUAGGCAGAACAAUGUGUACUUUUAAACAACAUAUAUUAAUUUCAGCAUGGACAAAGAAAGCACACUAAUGAGGAGAGUUGAACAGUUACUUGAACAUUUCUCCCAUUUCCACUUCAAGAGGGGGCACCUGUUAAAAUGAUACAGAAUUAUAACUUUUUGCACAUAGAAUUUCAUUUUAAAUGGGAUAAACACUUCCACGUUAGUGUUUCAUGACAAAAUCAAAUCCCUUUUCCUACGUUGAAAAAUUUUACUUUCUUCUUUGCAUUAUUUCUCUGUUUUGUUUAGUCCAGUUUCAAACUAAAACAAAUACAUGACAAAUACUUGCUGAACUGAUGAGCAGAACUCUAUAAAUUAGCUGGAAUUUAUAGAAAUAAUUCACAUUUCCAUUUAGCAUAAAUAACUAUAUUUUGGUUACAUUUUAUGAAGGUCAUACCAUAAAAUAUACAUCUGUGGGGGAAUAGUUUUAGAAUCCAGUACCACAUUAUAACAAAGGCAUUAUUCAUAGACAUACAUAAGUGCAUCCACUAUUUUAUCCUAGUAGUCUUAAUUAAUAUAGUUUUAUUCUGUUCAGAAAUACUUCAGCUACAACAUACUCAGUUCUACAUCAAUGCAACUAUAGAGAACAAGACAACAUCUAUUAAUUGGAUUAUAAGUAGAUCAAAUUUACUAUCUACUGAUUUAUUUUCUGUACCUAUAUGAGAAUUUCAUUAAAUGAUAGAAAAUUGUAUCUAGCAGGAAGCAUACUGAACUGGCCAAAAUCUUUUCAGUGAAGGCCUCGGAAUGGAACACCAUCUACCACUUUCACUUUCUUCCAAAUAUUCAAUCUUUUUAAGAACAUGUUUGACAGUCAAAAGUGUUUUAUACUUUGUUAAUUAGGAUGUGGGUACUAUAACCAAUUGCAUAUAGGGAACUGAACCAAAUUUCCAAAACAUGAAAAUGAGAAAUUCUGUUUCACACUGCUCCUUUUAACUAAUUCUCUGAAUUAGUCCACUUUCAGCUGAGCUGUAGAUAUCUAUUUUCAACAAAGUGUUGGUAAGUUUCACUUUCUGUGUGGAGCAGUUGUAAAACAGACUGAAUGUUACAGAUCAAAUGCAUGUUUGUAAUGCAUAUUUUAUUUCUAAAAUCUUUGUUACUAUGUUAAAUCAUUAUCAUUACAUAAUUGUGAGUACAUAUAUUUUGUUAACUGAUAUUUUAGUGUGAAAUCAUACAAGAUUAUAUUUUGCAUAUAUAAACUGCAUUAGUUCAGAAUAUUAAUGUGAUGAUAUAGAUAACAUACUUUUAUAGUAUCUUGGCACAAAGUCCAUAUAAGUGACCAGGCAGCCAACAUAAAAGUAUCCAUUCUCCCAAUUUAUCAUGGCAACAGUAAGAGAAGAGGAUUUCAGCUUAAGAUAUCUGUAGCCUUCUUUCCAAUGUCACCGUCCAUGUUAUUUUCUGAUGCUUACUAUAUUUCUUUCUUGGAAUAUUCAGGUCAAGAAACAUAUGAUUUUACAAUGUUUCAUGGAAGAGAAUUUAUUAAAGAAGUGUGUUAUUCUGUAAAAGAAGUGUGUAACAAUUUGUGGAAUCCUUAUUCGUAAAAGAUGUACAAGAAUUUUUUUAAGUUUUCAUUUGGGAUAAUAUGUAAAGAUAUGGAACUGUAUGUAAAAUUUUUGGGAUGUUUGAAAGUAAUUUUUAUAGAACAGUUCAUUGCAGUCAGCCAGGAAAUAUAACAGGGAAUAUACAUAAAUAUAAUAGAACAUGAUUUCAGUACUUAUAUAUAAAUUGCAGUAAGCAUUAAGUUUGACUACAGAUCUCCUGCUGAAGGAAUAUUGUUAGUUUACACAGAUGAAAAAUCUUGGAAACUGUUUCUCAAUAAAUGUCCUGCCUGAAUUGCUAAAUAAGGCAGCAAAUAAAGCAAAGUAAUUGAAAUACAUAAAUAUUAUCUCUAUUUGUUUAGUUUUGCUAAGGGCACUGUCAUACUUAUUUUUUUGUUGGUGUAAUUCCUAGCAAUGUCUUCCAAAAAUUAGUUUCUCCAUGGGUCUUUGUUUCUUGAUUGCAACAUGCUACCAAAUGUCAGUGUUAUUCACAUUUGGUAUUCCCUGUUAAAAAAGUAACAGACAUUUCCCACACCAGAAAAACUCUUGGAAAGAAACGCUUAAACCAGGCCACGGAAAAGAGCUGAUACUAUUGCAUUACUACCAUUGUACAGUUUUCAGUCAUUGUAAAUUUCAUACUGUUUCAUUGUUCAUUUUUAGUGUGCAAAAGAAAAAAAUACACAUGAAGUAAACUUAA
Messenger RNA from Schistocerca nitens (vagrant locust), 5136 nucleotides. Its product is annotated as neo-calmodulin-like. Bases 128 to 664 code for a protein of 178 amino acids. The transcript has 7 exons. NCBI's taxonomy places the organism in Eukaryota, Metazoa, Arthropoda, Insecta, Orthoptera, Acrididae. Gene Ontology annotation, molecular function: calcium ion binding; enzyme regulator activity. The record is from RefSeq and is a predicted model, not a curated record.